Molecule: messenger RNA, 1023 nt
Organism: Rhodotorula toruloides NP11
Lineage: Eukaryota; Fungi; Basidiomycota; Microbotryomycetes; Sporidiobolales; Sporidiobolaceae
Product: zinc-binding alcohol dehydrogenase domain-containing protein
Exons: 8
Coding region: 1-1023 (340 amino acids)
Molecular function (GO): oxidoreductase activity, acting on the CH-CH group of donors, NAD or NADP as acceptor
Source: RefSeq, a predicted model, not a curated record
AUGGUCCAAAACGCAUCGCUCGUCUACGCAAGGCCGCCUACAGGCGCUCCCGUCCCUGGAGAGACCCUCAUUCGCCGUGUAGACGAGAUCGACAUCGACAACGUCCCUCUCGAAGGUGGCAUCCUCGUCCAGAACAAGGCCCUCUCGCUGGACCCGUACAUGCGCGGCAGGAUGCGCGACCCGAAACUCAAGUCUUACAACGAGCCCUUCGAGCUGAACAAGCCCUUGACAACCCUCGCGAUCGGCGUCGUCCUCCGUUCCGACGAACCCUCUAUCGAGCCCGGUCAGAUCUACAAAGGCCGCUUCGACGCCUCCGAAUACGCCCUCAUCCCCGGAAAGAUGGUCAAGCUUCUUGGGAGGGUGGUGGAGAACAAGGAGGGGCUGCCGUGGACUACGUUGUUGGGCGCGUGUGGGAUGCCGGGUGCGACGGCUUGGGUUGGGUUGUACGAUAUCGGCAAGCCAAAGAAAGGGGAGACCAUCUUUGUAUCGGCCGCCUCAGGCGCAGUAGGCCAAAUUGUUGGCCAACUCGCCAAACGCGACGGGUUGUUCGUGGUUGGCUCGGCAGGCUCGGACGAGAAGGUCGCGUUUCUGAAGGAAAUCGGGUUCGACAUCGCUUUCAACUACAAGACCGACUCGACGCAACAGAUCCUCCAGCAACACCCGCCCGACAUCUACUGGGACAACGUCGGCGGCGAGACGCUCGACACGGUUCUCGCGACUAUCAACCCCAAAGGACGCAUCAUCGCUUGCGGCUCGAUCUCGCAGUAUAACAAGCCGCGCGACCAACACUACGGAAUGAAGCAGACGUUCCAGGUCGUGACCAAGAGCUUGAAGUGGGAGGGCUUCAUCGUUUCGAACCACGACACGACCGAGUUCGACCGCGUCAUGCCGGGCCUCGUCAAGUCAGGGGAGAUCAAGAUCAAAGAGCACAUCACGAAGGGGAUCGACCAAGGCGAGGCGUUCGUCGACAUGCUCGAGGGCCGGAAUUUCGGCAAGGCUGUGAUUUCGCUCUCGGACGACUGA